ACAUUUGAUGGAAUUUCAAGAAAACUCGAGCUAAUCAGAUUGCAGAUUCCAGAACGAGCAGGAGAACAUAAGGGAAUUCAAAUGGGCUUGAAUGAAUCCAAAACGAAAAUGUACAAAAACAAAAGAUUCUUGAAGAUGAUGAGGUAAUGAAUAAAGAAGGCCCCAGAAAGGAACAAUAUUAUAGGAUUUGGUUCGAGGAUGACAACAAAAAGCCUCGUAAAAUAUCUCGUACACAUGCAGACGAAAAUACAUUUAAAAACUCCCCAGAAAAAGGGGGAAAAAUAGAAAAACACCGAGAUCUGUAUAUAUAUAUAUAUAUAAGUACUAUAUAAAAAGCUCAAAUUCAUUCAGAAACCCCUUUUGCCGGUCAUCUUCUCCAGCAUUCACCUUCAAAGCUCAAAAUCCUCUCUUGGAAGUAAGAAAGUCCAAAUCUUCAUUGGAAGUUCGUUCUCGGUUAGCGUUAGCAGCCGCCGCUUCAUCACCGUCAGUUCCUUAAUGAAGGGUCCAGGGGGGUCAUUGUUUGGCUGAUAACUACAUACGAAGCCUAAAGCAACCAUUUUCCGACAGCAAAUCAUGUUUCAGUGGCAGCGCCUCCUUUUGAGCGCCGCAAAAACUACACAUCCAAAAGUUCCCCUUCUCAAAGCCCUUCUAAACCCCUAUGAUCCUUUCCCCAAAGCCCAAGUAUUCUCCUCGCUCUUCGCCUCCCAUUUCUCCACCUCGUUUCUUGUGACAAAAAUCCCCAAAAAGUUCAGGAAGAAACGUAAGAAAAAGGAAAGCCCCCGCUUCAAACUUGUCCAAACACAGCCAAAUGUCAUCCCUCACUUUGAAAGCAUACUUCGCCGUGACGCUCACUACAGAUUUUUAAUGAAAACAAAAGAUUUCCUGUUGAAACAGCCCCAACAAGUCCUCCUCCUCGACGAGGCCGGAAAAAUGCAUCAGCUGCUGGGAUUUCCCCGAGGCCGCAAAGUAGUCAAGUUCAUACAGCACCACCCUUUAAUAUUCGAGGUUUAUCGCCACAGUGAUAAUAAGAUGUGGUUGGGGUUCAGCGAAUUCAUGGAAAGGUUGAUUCUUGAAGAGCAGAAAAUCAUGGAUGAAAUGGAAAUGGACAGAGUUAACGUCGUUAGGAAAUUGCUUAUGAUGUCAGUCAACAAAAGGAUGCUAUUGAGUAAAAUUUAUCAUAACAGACAUCUAUUUGGAAUAAGGGAGGAUUUUAGAGAUUGGGUUGGGAAGUUUCCUCAGUAUUUUAAGGUUGUUUUUGAGGAUGAUGGAAAACGGAUUCUCGAGCUUGUGAGUUGGGAUCCUUCGUUGGCAGUAAGUGCUUUGGAAAGGGAGUUCAUGGUCGAUGAAGAUAAGGUGAAGAAGGCAUUCAAAUUUGGGGUGAAACAUGGCAAGGCAUUGGAACUGGACGAGCAUGAUGAGAGGAAGUUGAACUUGUUGAUGACUUUGCCAUUAGUUUCCCCUUAUUCGGAUGGGAGUAAAUUAGAUUUGUGGACUGUAGAAGCUGAGAAGUACAGGGUUGGAGUGGUUCAUGAGUUCUUGAGCUUGACAUUGGAGAAGAGGGCUUACAUACAUAACAUUGUGGAGUUCAAGGAGGAAUUUAGUCUCACUAAACAUACUUAUCAGAUGCUUCUGAAGCAACCUCGGACGUUUUAUCUUGCCGGUACUGAGAUGAAUUGGUGUGUUUUCUUGAAGGAUGCUUAUGGGCAGGAUGGUAUUUUGAUUGAUAAAGAUCCCCAAGUAGUUUUCAAUGAGAAGCUGUACAGAUAUGCAGAUAUGGAAGAACUGGAAUCCACCACCAGUAAUCACUAGAAAUGAAUAUCGUAUGAUUUGGCAUUGGUCUUCAAAUUUGGCAAAAGUUCUGCCAAAAACAUACUAUGAGGAAGUUCUUAGAAAGGGUGUAAACUGAUGAUGACUUUGUUCACCGGGCUAUGGACCUCGCAAUCAAAUUGAUGAAAUUUUGUUGAUGAACUACCGUUUCAUUAGUGUUAUACUUACAUUAUUAGUAGUCUAUAAUGAGUGUUAGAAUUUUCGAGACCAUUUUUUUCGGCACGACCCAAUCUAAAUUUACA
Molecule: messenger RNA, 2069 nt
Organism: Oldenlandia corymbosa var. corymbosa
Lineage: Eukaryota; Viridiplantae; Streptophyta; Magnoliopsida; Gentianales; Rubiaceae
Source: the annotation of a GenBank genome assembly